Molecule: messenger RNA, 1819 nt
Organism: Carlito syrichta (Philippine tarsier)
Lineage: Eukaryota; Metazoa; Chordata; Mammalia; Primates; Tarsiidae
Gene: HAUS4
Product: HAUS augmin like complex subunit 4
Exons: 10
Coding region: 452-1507 (351 amino acids)
Biological process (GO): spindle assembly; centrosome cycle
Cellular component (GO): HAUS complex
Molecular function (GO): microtubule minus-end binding
Source: RefSeq, a predicted model, not a curated record
CUCGUGCUCCUUCGGCGCCUUCCCCGCCCCGGGCCUUCCAGCGCGGUCCUCCCGGGCCUCACUCCCCCCCCAGCCCCUGCGCGGGGCCCGAGUGAGUGGUUCCGGAACCCGGGCGUGGGCGGGGGCGCGCACGAAGACGCUGCCGGCCGGCCCGCCUCAGCCUUGUCGGCUCUGCCUCGGGAGCUUCAGCUGCCCUAGGGUACGCAGGUUUGCUUCUGCGGGUCGGCGGGCGGCGCUGCGGGGAGGAGGAGCGCUGGGAACAGGGUCAAUGCGGCCAGCCCCCAGUCUCCGUCCGCGGAGGCCGUCCUCGCCCUUGGGAAUCCUUGGCGGCCCAGACAGAAGGGAAGUCGGCGCCGGAGAGCCCGUUCUGCAUCUUGAUUCAUCUCGGGCCCUAUAAGAAUCCCAAAAUAAUCAAUUGGCAUCUGGGAGUUUCUGCUCACCUGGAGACGGGAUGGAAAUACUUCAGCAAGUGUGCAGUAAGCAGCUUCUACCUUGUAACCUGAGUGAAGAAGACCUGUUACAGAACCCAUACUUCAGCAAGCUGCUCCUGAGCCUCUCACAGCAUGUGGAUGAGAGUGGCUUAAGCCUGGCCUUGGCAAAGGAGCAGGCUCAGGCAUGGAAGGAAGUUCGACUGCAUAAGGCAACAUGGUUGAGGUUUGAGAUUUUACAGCGAGUCAUUCAAGAGCUGCUUGUGGAAUACUAUGUAAAGGCACAAGACAUACAUUUAACUCCUGAGGACAAAAAGUUUCAUGAGACUCUUGAACAGCGACUGCUUGUGACUGAACUGACACAGCUCUUAGGUCCUAGCCAGGAGAGCGAGAUACCUCCACUGCUAGGGCUGGUGAAAGCAGACCUUCUGGAACUCAUGCCAUCCUCAGAGGAUUUUGUGUGGAUGAGAGCUCGGCUCCAGCUAGAAGUGGAGGAACAGCUCAAGAAGAAAUGUUUUACUCUGCUUUGCUACCAUGAUCCCAGUUCAGAUGCCGACAAUGAAACCCUGAAGGCAGCAAAGGUGUGGAAACUGUCAGAAGUCCUGGUGGGGGAGAAGCAGCAGUGCCAGGAUGCCAAGAACCAGCAGAAGGAGCAGAUGGUGCUGCUGGAGAAAAUGAGUGCCACCUACUCCCAGGUGCUUCUCCGCUGCCUCACCUUGCUGCAGAGGCUUCUUCGGGAGCACCGCCUAAAGACUCAGUCUGAGUUAGACCGCAUCAACGCCAAGUACCUGGAAAUCAAGUGCAGUGCCAUGAUCCUUAAGCUGAGGAUGGAGGAGCUCACGAUUUUAUCUGACACUUACACUGCCAAGAAAGUGGAAGUUCAUCGACUCAUUAGGGACCGUUUGGAGGGAGCCAUUCUCCAACAAGAGCAGGACUUGGAGAAGUCAAGACAGGUCCUGAACAACUAUGAGGUCCUUGGGGAGGAGUUUGAUGGGCUGGUGAAAGAGUACACCAAACUCAAGCAGGCAACUGAGAACAAACGCUGGGCCCUCCAGGAAUUCAACAAGGCCUACCACUGAGCACUGGUAGGGCCAGGAAGAAUGACUUCUGCACAGCCUUUGCCUUCUCCUCCUCCUCCUCCUCCUCCUCUUCCUGCUAACAGGACCACCUUCACCUGAGACUGCCUGCACUACAAGGGAGUGUGGGGAUACCUGUUUGAAACACUGCAGUCAUUAAGGCACUCUUUUGCGGUUCUCUUUCUUUUAUACACUGGACCUCUUCUGGAAAAUCUAGUAAGCAGAUUUGUGUAAUUUUAUGCGUAGCUCUUUGUCAGUGUCAGCCCUGUGUUGUAUUUGAUUAUCUCCUGAAUAAAGUAAUGAUAUAAUGUCUAA